AUGCUAAAAAGGCCAACCGAAUUUGAUGAGGCGCCGUUCCUUUCAAAAAAGCUAUGGAGCAAAACGGAAACCCGAUUAUGGACAGCGACACUUUUUACCGGAACAUGUAUGUUGUACGCAUCUCGAAUUGCUCUUCCCAUUUGUGCGGCCGUCAUUUCACUCGAGUACGGUUGGAAUAAAACCGAUUCGGGAACCAUUUUAUCCUGCUUUUUCUGGGGUUAUGCGAUCACGCAACUGGUAGCCGGCGGAUUUGCUGAUGCUCAUGGUGGUGAGCGCAUUUUGCCAAACACAUCUUUUGUUUGGAUUCUGUUGACGAUUUUUACGCCACAGAUUUUCGACUUUGCUUAUUGGAGCGGUUUUCCUUUUACGAUUUUGUUAAUAUUCAGAAUAAUUUACGGAGUAGCACAAGGUUUUCACGUGCCAUCAAUGGCUUCAAUCGUUUCUCGACAUCUCACAACAAUCGAUAAAGGCAAAGUAUUCGGUUUUUGUCUAGCGGGAUCACAUUUCGGAACCGUGCUUGCUGGUGUCGUCGGGUCACUGUUGCUUGAAUGGCUUGGUUGGAGAGUUCUUUUUCAAUUUCUCGGUGUAAUCUCAUUGCUAUGGUUUUGGUGGUUUCGAGCUCUUUUGAUUCAUGUCGCAGAUCCUCGUACGAAUCAUACAGAUUCCGAUGAGGAAACGAAAACAACAAAGCCUCAAAAAGAAGAGAAUGGAGUUAUGGCAGGAAUACACAAGACCACCCAAGGAGUUCCCUGGGGAGUACUUCUUCGACACCCAGCCUGGUGGGCGGCUGCAUUCGCCCAGUUCACCGGUGGAUAUGCCUACUUUACAAUGUUCAAUUGGCUACCUUCAUACUUCCACGAGAAUUUCCCAUCUGCUAAGGGUGUCGUCUACAAUGUUGUACCAUCAGCAGCAAUCGUUACUACGUCAAUGAUUGCACCUUUCAUAGCAACACGCCUAAUCUCAUCAGGAUAUUCAUUGACGGCGACUCGUCGAAUUAUGGAAGGAACAUCUCUAUGUGGCUGUGCGAUUCUUCUUCUAUUAGUGCCAUCUACACAUACAUUUCCGAUGGCUCUCCUCGUUUUUACAUUAGCGAUGGCAGCUCGAGGACUUCACCACGGAGGUGUUUCUGUAAAUCCACACGACUUUGCUCCGCAUCACACCGGCGCCGUUUUUGGUAUUUUCAAUGCAUUCGGGGCGAUCACUGGAUUUGUUGGGGUUUAUGUAGCUGGCCAUAUUUUGGAGGCAACAAAUAAUAAUUGGGGAUACGUUUUCGUAAUAACCGCGGUUCAAUGUAUUCUCGGAGCAAUAGUUUACGGGAGCUAUGGUACCGGUAAUAAAAUAAUU
Molecule: messenger RNA, 1344 nt
Organism: Mesorhabditis belari
Lineage: Eukaryota; Metazoa; Nematoda; Chromadorea; Rhabditida; Rhabditidae
Source: the annotation of a GenBank genome assembly